Saccharomycopsis crataegensis is the source of this 672-nucleotide messenger RNA. RefSeq names its product aminoacyl-tRNA hydrolase. NCBI's taxonomy places the organism in Eukaryota, Fungi, Ascomycota, Saccharomycetes, Ascoideales, Saccharomycopsidaceae. The coding region runs from base 1 to 672 and encodes 223 amino acids. The transcript is spliced from 2 exons. The record is from RefSeq and is a predicted model, not a curated record. Gene Ontology annotation, molecular function: peptidyl-tRNA hydrolase activity.
AUGCUGUUUGAUGUGCCUUGGCAUACUCCGUUUAAUACCUUUGUUUACAUUAUUGAUAUUAUUACAACACUGAAAAAUUCAAAUAGAAUGUCGAAUCCUUACUUAGUUAUUUGUUCCGUUGGGAAUCCUGGUGCACGUUAUGCUUACACUCGCCAUAAUAUGGGCCAUAUUGUGCUUGAUAAAAUUAGAGAAUAUUUGGGAUUCCACAGUUGGACCAGAUCACCAUCACUAAAAAACUGUGUUGUUUCCGGAUCUCCAAGUUAUCCGGUAAUUUUAUACAAAUCUGAGACUCAAAUGAAUAUAUCUGGUGGAUCAAUAUCGCGAAAUUGGCAAAUUUUAAGACGCCAGAAGCUUAGUGAAGGUUAUGAUCCGGUAUUAGUUAUUAUUAAUGACGAAUUAUCUUUACCGGUUGGUAAAUCACAAGUUAGACUAAAGAAUUCCAGCCCAAGAGGCCAUAAUGGCUUGAAGUCUAUUAGAACUGCAAUGGGUGGGAACUUCUUGAGUAUUUCUGUGGGAAUUGGUAGACCAGAAUCCAGAGAUCAAAAUUCCAUAUCAAAUUAUGUUUUGAGCCGAAUCCCAACGCAUGAGUUGCAAAUUGUUUAUGAAGAUGUGGUGAUUGAUGUUUGUGGAUACCUUGAGCAAAUGUUGGAAGGGAAUUAUAUUGAUGAUUAG